ACGGCUGCCGUCGGCCGCUCCGCCCUCCCCCGGCCCGCUGCACGAGUGCGCGGCCCGGCCUGAGAAUGCGGGAAGGGCUGGCGCUGCCCGGCGGCCCCGGCGCUGCCCCGGGGCCCGGCUUCGCUCCGGUGCCCGGUUUCCUGGCCAAGCUCUGGGCGCUGGUAGAGGACCCGCAAAGCGACGACGUCAUCGGUUGGAGCAGGAAUGGUGAGAAUUUCUGCAUUCUGGAUGAGCAGAGGUUUGCCAAGGAGCUACUCCCCAAGUACUUCAAACACAACAAUAUCUCCAGUUUUAUACGACAACUUAACAUGUAUGGUUUCAGGAAGGUGAUUGCCCUGGAGAAUGGUAUGAUUACAGCAGAGAAAAGCUCAGUCAUUGAGUUCCAGCACCCUUUCUUCAAGCAAGGGAAGGCACAUUUACUGGAAAACAUCAAGCGCAAGGUAUCUGCAGUAAGAACUGAGGAUCUCAAGGUCUGUGCGGAGGAUUUGCACAAAGUACUCGCUGAAGUCCAAGAAAUGAGAGAGCAGCAGAACAACAUGGAUGUCAGACUGGCUAACAUGAAGAGAGAAAAUAAGGCCCUGUGGAAAGAAGUGGCAGUUCUAAGGCAGAAGCACAGUCAACAACAGAAGCUGCUGUCUAAGAUUCUUCAAUUUAUACUAAGUUUGAUGCGAGGAAAUUAUAUUGUUGGGGUCAAAAGAAAAAGGUCUCUAACAGAUGCUGCAGGUGCUUCACCUUCCAAAUACAGUCGUCAGUAUGUUCGCAUACCUGUUGAAAGUGGCCAAGCAGUGGCUUUUUCUGAACAUAGUGCAGAUGAUGAGGACGGGAAUGGUACAGGUCUCAUCAUUCGAGAUAUCACUGAUACCAUGGAAAAUGCCACCAGUGGUCUCCCUGCUGUGGCACACACAAGUGGCCGAGCCAGAGAGCCACAGGCCCCUAUGGAUCCUGGCUUACCUAUUUGUCAAGUAUCACAGCCAAAUGUGUUAAAUUGUGCAGAAUCUAUCCCACCAGUUCAUAUAAAUGAUGUCAACAAACUCGGUGAAAUAGGAAAUGUUGCUGUGGAGCUCCAUACUGCACAACCUAAUACUCCAGAAGACCCCGUGUCAGUGAUUGACUCCAUCUUGAAUGAAAGCAGCUCUGGAAACCAAAACGAUCCUUUGCUGGACAGAGAAGAAAUUCAGGAUUUUCUUAAUUGCAUCGACGCCAACCUUGAAGAGCUUCAAGCAAUGUUAUCUGGGAAGCAGUAUAACUUUGGUUCUGAAGCUUUCAGUGAUACACUUAAUCCUGAGCUACCAGCCCUGGAUAUGAACUUGAUGGAAACUUCCCCUGGUAUGGAAAAUAUUGCAAACUUGGCAGAGAGCACUGAAGACCUGGGAUCAAGUGAGGCAGAAACAGCAGGAAGCAAAGAUAUGCAGCUGAUACAGUACAGGGCCAAUCCUCUGCUUUCAUUAUUUGAAGAACUACCUUCAGGUGAAGCUGCAGGGAAGAUAGAGGACCCAAAAGACCUUCUGCUGCCUCCCCUGGAGGAGAAACCUGCUCUUCAUCCUCCAUCAGGUAGUGGAACUGUCUUGCCGCUAGUAGCUCCAGCAAGCCAAGCUGAGCGUCUGGAUGCUCUGGGAAUGGGUGACCCACCUCUCCUCUCAGAAGAUGGAAAUGGAGAGUAUAAACUCUUUCCACUCUUGCUCCUUAGUCCUGUUGCUAACUUCAUAGAAGAGGCCUCUGAGAUAGAAACUUCUUGAACUCGCAUCGCAUCUGUAACUGGCUUAGCAAUGACAAAUAGAUAACAAAGUGGAUCAGCAAGAAGUUUGACCUCUCUCCUCGCCUGCUUCCUGGGUGUCAUAUGGACAUAUGUCUAUGGACAAAUGAAAGUUCUCAUCAAGCAAAGAGCAUAUCUGGAAAAACUGAAAAGGUGGUGAAAGCAGGAGCUGGUGGGAGUGGAGGCACUGGGGGUGGGGGGAAGAAAAACCUCCUUAUAAGCAUACCACAACAUAUUCCAUAACUUUUUAUCCAAUAUCUUUAUUGCAAGAGGAGAUUUGUUUGUAUCCUGUUUGUAACAUGUGGCUGGGUUUUUUUUUUUUCUUGGGGGGGGGGGGGGGAUGUGUUGGUUGUUUGGUUUUGUUUUAUUUUAUUAGCUGAAUAGUAAUGUGUGUAAUAUUUUAAACAUGGGUUUUACUCUUCCUUAGAGCCUGUUUCAGUAGAUGGCUUGUCUACUGUUUGGAAUUAGGAUUUAUUUCUGUUUUUU
Molecule: messenger RNA, 2239 nt
Organism: Pezoporus flaviventris
Lineage: Eukaryota; Metazoa; Chordata; Aves; Psittaciformes; Psittacidae
Product: heat shock factor protein 3-like
Exons: 13
Coding region: 66-1736 (556 amino acids)
Biological process (GO): regulation of DNA-templated transcription
Molecular function (GO): sequence-specific DNA binding; DNA-binding transcription factor activity
Source: RefSeq, a predicted model, not a curated record